GCGCAAAAUACUCAAAUAUUGCUGUUUGUUACAGGUUAAACUGAUCGUGUUUUGUUUUUCCUGUAAAAGCAAUUAUUUCGCUAUUUUUCCUUAUAUAUUGCUUCAUUUGCCUGGUGAGUUUUCUAACGAAUAAGAACAAUGAAGUAUUUCGGAAUAAUGUUGUUAGUAUUGGUUUGCUGUUGUUUUGUCGGAACUCAUGCAAUCAACACAUUGGAAAACGAAAUCGCCCAUUCAGAUGCCAAAAGCCAUCCGAAUCCCAAAUUACCAGCUAGUGAAAUGCCUCUGGAAGUCGAUAUACUGAAACUACUUAAUGUGUCCCAUAAAGACCAAGGCGUUUCCUUUGUGGAAGGUCCAAUCAAGAAAUUUCCCGCAUACAAAUUUCGCUUUUCCCCAUAUGGACAUGUUCCUUUGGCUAAGUCCAAUAUUGUCAGCGAAGCUAUGAAUAAUAGCAGAGGAUUUACCGUCGUCUUUUUAUAUCGGCAGGUUCGAAACAAUUUGGGCACUUUGUUAUCCCUCCAUUCCCCGGGCCGACUAACGCCGUGGUUUCAGUUGACUUCAAAUUCCAGAACGGGGAUUUUAACCGUGAAAUAUCGACUGCGGAAAUCGAACAAAUUAAUCCAAAUUGAUUGGGAAUUGCCCAAACACUACAGGAAAUCGCCCUUGGCUGCUUGGCUGUGGCUUUCACUAUCCAUGGACUUUCAAGAGGACUUAAUUCGUCUGGAUUUGGACUGCGUUCCCAGCUCUUUCGAGUCGAUCCCGUCCAGAAAAUUCAACUCCCACAGCUUUGCAGUUCCACGGGAUUCUUUAGUUUACUUCAAAGAGGAACCGGGCAGAAAGAAUCGAUUUUUGGGUUCCAUUCAGGUGGCAAAAGUGUUGCCAUACGUUACUCAUGAGCGUCUCUGGAACUGCCUGGAAAUUUCUAGAAAUCUGAUUCCAGAAUUCCAGAAGCCUCUGUUGUAGUAACCUGCUGAACAAGUUUAGAGGGGGCUUGAAGCGCAUUUAUUUACUAAUAAUUACUCUAAGUGAGGAAAUGGGAUGUGAUCGAAUUAGUUUGAAUUAAUUUCAUAUAUUUGAACUCGGGAUAUUUUAGACCGCCAGUGGCUAAGAGGUUGGUUUAGUUACUUGCUUGUAGAAUUACAAUAAACGAUUGUUUGUUUAGUACUUUUUA
This is a messenger RNA of Dendroctonus ponderosae (mountain pine beetle), 1168 nucleotides long. RefSeq names its product kielin/chordin-like protein. Lineage: Eukaryota; Metazoa; Arthropoda; Insecta; Coleoptera; Curculionidae. The coding region runs from base 139 to 960 and encodes 273 amino acids. The transcript has 6 exons. The record is from RefSeq and is a predicted model, not a curated record.